AUUUUUCUUGUGCAGAAAAAUCUGGAAGGUCAAAGCAGUAGUGAGCUCUCCCCACAGUCUUUCUGGCUGAGGAAUCGAGCUUACAUUGUGUGGACGCGUCAAACGCAAAGCAUGCUGCACUCGCCAACAGCGCGUUGCAUGUGUGCGCCUUGCCCUUCAAAGCAAUCAAAUUCUCGAAAAUCGCCGCCUCAAACUUUCUAUCGCCGCCUGAGGCUCGAGUCUACACUGUCUACUUCGAGUCGCUUCCUUGAACGCAUGAAACCCUUCUUUGCUCUAAUCGAACUCGAUCAUGCCAUGCUAGCGACCGUUCGCGUUUUUCGUGCAGAAUAUCAGCUUUCUCCCCGCGUACGAAAGGCGGAGAGGCUUGUUGAACCGAAUGGCCCAACCCGCCCGAAUCGCUUUUGUUUUUCACUCCAGCAAAUUUCGGUUCCCCACAACAUCUCAAUGAACGCAGCUUCCACGAAGAAACCCUCACGAUCGGAUAUGCUGUACUACUCUCGCCAUGUCAAUAUCAGAGUCCUGCCCAGGCUCAAGCGAUCCUAG
Molecule: messenger RNA, 543 nt
Organism: Periconia digitata
Lineage: Eukaryota; Fungi; Ascomycota; Dothideomycetes; Pleosporales; Periconiaceae
Source: the annotation of a GenBank genome assembly